UGCAUAACUAUAAAUCAAUGAAACUAAUGAAUUUCUCUGAAGUGACCGGGCCGCAGUUUCAUAAGGUUCACGUCGGAGUUGGUCAUCGAUUGGAUGCUUUUUCCUCUGGGGUGUUGGUUUUAGGUAUUGGGAAAGGAAAUGGAGUGCUAGAGCAUCUGUGCAAAUCACAUGUAACCAGGGACUACAUGCUUGAGGGGGAGUUUGGAAAAGCCACUGAUAAUUUCACUCACACAGGCCGAGUCAUUGAAAAAACAACAUACGACCAUGUUACCCUGGAUAAGCUCGAGAGAGUUCUUGCCAUGAUACAGGGAGCCAACCAGAAAGCCUUAAUUAUGUAUUCUCAGGUGGAUCUGCACACUCAGGAGGCUUACGAGCUUGCAGUGAGGGGUUUAUUGUAUCCUCAUGGUAAAAGCCCACCGAUUCUGACUGGUCUGCGAUGCAUACAUUUCAAUCCACCACAUUUCACAUUGGAGGUCCAGUGUGUGAAUGAGACUCAGAAAUAUCUGCGUAAAUUGAUUCACGAGGUUGGACUAGAGCUGCGGACGUCUGCUGUCUGUUCUGGAGUGCGUCGUACACGAGACGGUCCCUUCAAAGUAGAGAACGCACUCACCCGACAACACUGGACUGCUGGCAGCAUUAUACAAGCUAUUGCUCACUUUAGCAAGGCUACUCGCAAAAUCAGAAAGUUAGAAAUGUACAAGCAGACUGCUGGUCAAUUGAACUCAAAUGCACAGGUCCAAGAGCAAACCAGAAGUCAAACUGAGCAAAUAAAUCAACAGCAUGUUGAACUCUCAAGCUCUACUUCUGAUACAGUUGUGGACAGAGAGACACCUGUGACACUGAGUGAGGGGAGAACAAAACAUUAAGUUAAACGAAUCAUCUGCCUCAAUUAGGAUGAUUUGAUUUCUGAAUUCUGAGACGUAUUUAUCUGUUCACUAUAAUUUAUGAAUUUGUUAUACGAUCAUCAUUGUGCAUCAUUAAAACU
Molecule: messenger RNA, 985 nt
Organism: Sinocyclocheilus grahami
Lineage: Eukaryota; Metazoa; Chordata; Actinopteri; Cypriniformes; Cyprinidae
Product: probable tRNA pseudouridine synthase 2
Exons: 6
Coding region: 18-866 (282 amino acids)
Biological process (GO): pseudouridine synthesis; RNA processing
Molecular function (GO): RNA binding; pseudouridine synthase activity
Source: RefSeq, a predicted model, not a curated record